CCCGCGCUUAGCACCCCUCGCUCAUCCACUGCGGGACAUAAAGUUUUACCCAGAGGCUGAGUUUUGUAGGGGGUUAUAGGGAGGCUCCUUGUCUGCACUCACAGCUGCGCUAAAGAGAAUUGGGGAGGGGCUGAACCGGCAGGACUGGCCAGCCGCCUUGCCUUUGUUGGAAAGGGGAGGAGCCCUGAGCUUUGAGCCUAGACUGGCCGUCAGGAUGUCCCCUUUACGUUUCUGUUUGCAGACUGAAUCGGGGGCCCAGGUGGUGGUACGGCUGCCUGGCCCCUCCUUCCACAGUGGCAUUAACUCCCUCCCUUUACUGGUAAAAUUCCCAGUAGGACAUUUGGCAAAGGGGCCGUGCAAGGAGCUGCCAACCGGGCCUGGCCCUGUUUCCUGGGUUCCCAGGGUGCUGGCUUCUCCCCUACCCUGACUUCCUCUCUCACCUUAGGGCCCCAAGUGAAGGAACCAGCCCUCCCGUCUCUUCUUCCUCAGGCGGGUUGGGACUUGCAAAGCGAUCUAACAAGCAGAGGAGGAAAAUAACAACAGAAUAACUGUAAGGGGAAGGAAUGAGUAAUAAAGCCUACCCAGGCAGGGAGGAGGGCUUUCAUGUUUAAGAGACGCUAUUUGCUUUUUAGGUCACAGGCUGCAAAACAGGCUUUGAUCCGAAGUGGGCGAAUAAUUUAUUGAGAAAGUUUGCAUGGUAGGGGAAAAAAGGGGAUGUUUGUUUGAUCUGGAGUCCUCUGCGUUGUCCCAAGUGCUGUUGGGUGUUUGGAGUGGAAAAGCAUUUGGUUCUACAGCAAAUCCCUCACAGAGGGAAGUCCUUGCCCCAGGCAGCAAGCCUUGCACUGAAUGUUGAUUUUGAAACUGUUUGGCCAAAGGUCUCUCUAGCACUUUUGGAGAUGAAGUGUUUAAGGACAAAGUUGUUUGGACUUGGGAUGCAGCAAUGUUUCCAGAACAUUUCCCAUCCAGCAUGCUUUUCCUUUGCCUAAAUUGCUCGGCUAAAUGGCCAGUAACACUAAUCCAAGAGAGCUUCCACUUGGCUUUCAUUGGUAGGUGAGGUGGGACUGCUGGUCCCAGCCCCCAAGGUGCACCCCAGAAUUUUGAGAAUAGGCCUUUGACACUGACUACCACAUCUUUGAGGUAGCACUGGUGGUGGGGGGUGGCGAGCAGUGUGUUUUGGCUAACUGGAGUUGCUGGUGACAGGGAGGAGCUUAUCUUAUACCCAAGACCUGGUUCAGUGACUUCCAGUCCAAAUUCUUCACAACUCAUCCAGCAAGCUCUUCACAGACCUCAUAGUUAGUUCUACCUUUAGGUGCUCCAGGGCAAGGUCAGGAUUGUGGGGAGGAGUUACCCCUGGCCUGCUUUGUCUUCCAUCCACGUAAGACCCUGACUGUGUGGCUCAAAGUUUAGGAACCCAGAAAGGUUCUCAGAUAACCCAUAGGAAUCUGGAGUACCCCAACCACACUCUGGGCUACAAUAGGCCUGAGUACCAGUGGGAGGUGGCGGGGUGGGGAGGGGGCAGGGUACAGCACCUGGCGUCAGAUAACCUGUAUUUGAAUGCUAUAGCUGUGCAGUCACCAGCUGUGACAGUUGCUUUGUUCUUCAUUUUCUUCAUCUGCAAGUGGGGUUAAUAACAGUCCCUACCCCAUGAUUGGUAUAUGGAUUGAGCAAUAUAUUGCAUAAAGAAGAUUAAACCCAAAGCCAGGCAUGUGGCUAGGCCAGAGAGCCAGCUCCCUUCCCUGAAGAAGGGCUCCGAAGGACCUUGCAGUGGCCAAUGGGCAGCCAUCUGUGGGAGCGAGCGGACUGAGCUCUGCCCUGUCUGAGGUGGAGGGUAGGGUAAGAAGGUGCAGAAGGACAAAGUAGACAAAGCCCCUUUCAUUCUUCCAGGAUCCCCUAGAUGGAAGAGAAGAGGCGAAAAUACUCCAUCAGCAGCGACAACUCUGACACCACUGACAGUCACGCUACAUCUGCUUCACGAUGCUCCAAACUGCCCAGCAGCACCAAGUCGGGCUGGCCCCGGCAGAACGAAAAGAAGCCCUCAGAGGUCUUCCGGACAGACUUGAUCACAGCCAUGAAGAUCCCAGACUCCUGCCAGCUCAGCCCGGAUGACUACUACAUCCUAGCGGACCCAUGGCGACAGGAAUGGGAGAAGGGUGUGCAGGUGCCCGCUGGGGCAGAGGCCAUUCCAGAGCCCGUAGUGAGGAUCCUCCCGCCGCUGGAAGGCCCCCCUACCCAGGUGUCCCCUAGCUGCUCUGAACUUGGCGAGGGCUCCCAGCCUGAUUGGCCUGGGGGUAGCCGCUAUGACCUGGACGAGAUUGAUGCCUACUGGCUGGAGCUCAUCAACUCGGAGCUCAAGGAGAUGGAGAGGCCAGAGCUGGACGAGCUGACGCUGGAGCGAGUGCUAGAGGAGCUGGAGACCCUGUGCCACCAGAAUAUGGUACGGGCCAUCGAGACUCAGGAGGGGCUGGGCAUCGAGUAUGACGAGGACGUUGUCUGUGACGUGUGCCGCUCUCCGGAGGGCGAAGAUGGCAACGAGAUGGUCUUCUGUGACAAAUGCAACGUCUGCGUGCACCAGGCAUGCUACGGGAUCCUCAAGGUGCCCACGGGCAGCUGGCUGUGCCGGACAUGUGCCCUGGGUGUCCAGCCAAAGUGCCUGCUCUGCCCCAAGCGAGGAGGAGCCUUGAAGCCCACCAGAAGCGGGACCAAGUGGGUGCACGUCAGCUGCGCGCUGUGGAUUCCUGAGGUCAGCAUUGGGUGCCCAGAGAAGAUGGAGCCCAUCACCAAGAUCUCUCAUAUCCCCGCCAGCCGCUGGGCUCUGUCCUGCAACCUUUGCAAGGAGUGCACAGGCACCUGCAUCCAGUGUUCCAUGCCUUCCUGCGUCACAGCGUUCCACGUCACAUGCGCCUUUGACCAUGGCCUGGAAAUGCGGACUAUCUUAGCAGACAACGACGAGGUCAAAUUCAAGUCGUUCUGCCAGGAGCACAGUGACGGGGGCCCCCGGGGGGAGCCCACUUCCGACCCUGCAGAGCCCAGCCCGGCUGGUGAGGACCUGGAGAAGGUGACUGUGCGCAAACAGCGGCUGCAGCAACUGGAGGAAGACUUCUACGAGCUGGUGGAGCCGGCCGAGGUGGCUGAGCGGCUGGAGCUGGCUGAGGCGCUGGUGGACUUCAUCUACCAGUACUGGAAGCUGAAGAGGAAAGCCAACGCCAACCAGCCGCUACUGACCCCCAAGACCGACGAGGUGGACAACCUGGCCCAGCAGGAGCAGGAUGUCCUCUACCGCCGCCUCAAACUCUUCACACACCUGAGGCAGGACUUGGAGAGGGUUAGAAAUCUGUGCUACAUGGUGACAAGGCGCGAGAGGACGAAGCACGCCAUCUGCAAACUCCAGGAGCAGAUAUUCCACCUGCAGAUGAAACUGAUUGAACAGGACCUGUGUCGAGAGGGGUCUGGGAGGAGAGCAAAGGGCAAGAAGAGCGACUCGAAAAGGAAAGGCCGCGAGGGCCCAAAGGGCAGCCCCGAGAAGAAAGAGAAAGUGAAAGCGGGGCCUGACUCAGUCCUGGGGCAGCUGGGCCUGUCCACCUCUUUCCCCAUCGAUGGCACCUUCUUCAACAGCUGGCUGGCUCAGUCAGUACAGAUCACGGCGGAAAACAUGGCUAUGAGCGAGUGGUCACUGAACCAUGGGCACCGUGAAGACCCUGCUCCCGGGCUGCUGUCAGAGGAGCUGCUGCAAGACGAGGAGACACUGCUGAGCUUCAUGCGGGACCCAUCACUGCGCCCCGGGGACCCUGCCAGGAAAGCCCGGGGCCGCACCCGCCUGCCUGCCAAGAAGAAGCCACCACAGGAUGGGCCUGGCUCACGGACGAUUCCAGACAAAUCCCCCAAGAAGCCCUGGGGCCAAGAUGCAGGCUCCGGCAAGGGGGGGCAAGGGCCAGUGGCGCGGAAAGCAACGCGGCGAACGCCUUCCCACCUGCCGUCUAGCCCUGCAGCUGGGGACUGUCCCAUCCCAGCAGCCCCCGAGAGCCCCCCUCUGGCCCCCAAGACCCCGGACGAGGCCGUCCCAAUGGCUGCCGACUCGAAUGUCCAAGUGCCUGGCCCUCCAGGGAGCCCCAAGCCCUUGGGCCGGCUCCGGCUGCCCCGCGAAAACAAGGGAACCCGGAGAUCGCCAGGUGCCAGGCCUGAUGCUGGGACAGGACCGCCCUCUGCUGUGGCUGAGAGGCCCAAGGUCAGCUUACACUUUGACACUGAGACUGAUGGCUACUUCUCUGAUGGGGAGAUGAGCGACUCAGAUGUGGAAGCUGAGGACAGUGGGGUGCAGCAGGCUCCCCGGGAAGCAGGGGCUGAGGAGGUGGUCCGCAUGGGGGUACUGGCCUCCUAAGUCACCCCUAUCCCAUCCCGGGCCCUGCCCUGGUCCUCCCAUGAGGCCUCAGCCCAGUCACAACUGCCAUUUCCUAUCUCUGCUGAGUGUCUCAGACCCUUGAGACUGCCACUCUGUUGUGGUUUUAUUUUUAAUAUAGAGAGAGUUUUGAAUUCCACACUGUUGUCUUUCCUCUGUGCUGGCCUAAGACAGUAGGAUUCCUUCCACGGCUCUGACCGCAAGGACCAUCGCAGGUCCUGGGCACUGUCCCUGCCUUGGCAGCGCCCCGCCCCGGCCCGCACGGCCUUGCCAGGCUCCUGGCUAGAUGUAGGCAAGGUGAGGAAGAGCCCAGGACUCCAGCCCGCUGCCACUGGGUGACACAGACCGUCGUUUGGGCAUUAUUUCAUGGCAGAUGGGCCAGCCCAGGGCCUGCCCCGCCUUGUCCCCAAAUCCUACUGGGGUCCAUUUGGGGGGUCCUGCUGCACUCCACUGAUCCCCGAGGAAGUCUAAUAAGUGAUACCCAGCCAGAGUCUACUCACUGUCACAAGCACAACGAGCUUAUACAAGAAAGCACUGAGGGGGCGCAGAGGGCCCGCUGGUUCCAGAGGAACCACAGCUGUUCCUGAUCAACCCACAUCAUCUGAGGCCUGCCUGCCCACCCCGCGACCCUCCACUCCCUUGCUGCUCCACCCCUGCCAGUGCCCAGCCCGGCGGCUCGGAGAAAGGGUUCCUGGAACUCUUCCUGAGCUGUGCCAUUUACUCAGGGGACUCCCAAACAGCCAGCCGCCAGUGCCGGUGGAGGGCUGCAAGGGAGGGCCAGUGCCCAGACAGGGGCGUGGGGCUCAGACUCCCCCACUUAGAGAAUUGCUCUGGGGCUCCAACUUCCUUCCUUCCUUCGGGGCCAGUCUCGGCCCAAGUCUGGUCACUCCCAGACGACUGACCUGACCAGACCAGACCGUUUGCCUUUUCAAAUUUUCCAGUCCUGCUAAGAGACGAGCUUCUUCCUCAGUUUCCUUUUGGAAACGCCUCCUUCCAACAAGCAGUGGGAUCCCGGGGCCUGGGAUAGGGAUCAAGUCUUGCUGAAUGUUCCUGGUUCCUCUAUCCCUAUGAGCCGUAACCCCCUCUCCUGGUUAUGCCUUCCCUCCCCACCACCGACCCACCUGCCACCUUUUCCGUUCCACCCUCUAGGUCCCAGGUAGUUGCUCUGAAGAGUUUCAGUGGAGAGGCCCCAGGGUGAUAGCUCAGGGAACAAACAAACAAGGAAUUCAGUGAAAACAUGGCUUUUUUUCUUUCAUGAAUUACUCCUGGGUCACUUCCGCCACUGGUGAAGCUAGAACUUCUCCAACAAGAACCUUGCAAAAGUCCAGUGAAUCAGUCGAAUCAUUCUAUGGAUGCCAAAGAAUAUUUUGACCAUAACACAGCACAGCCUGGACCUGACAACUUGUCACUUGGACUUUUUUUUUUUUUUUUUCUUUUAAUGGAGUUCUUUAGCAACAAAGCGUAGAGAUGUGUUCAUUGCACACACCCAAGGAGACGAGCCUGAGCUCUUGGAAAAGGAUGCUGUUCUGCUGCUGCUCAACUGUUCAAAUCGGGAAGCGGGACUCAGCAUUGGAUUUCAGGUCCGGGGCUGGGUCCACCGUGAGCUUUCCCAAACUCAGACUCACAGAGGGGGCGAAGAAUCCUGACCGAAAAACCAGCAUGGCAAAAGUCUUUACCAUGUGGUUCCCCUGACACAGAUACACAACCUGCAAAUCAGCGGGAUGGGGAGCAGCUUGACCACCCACCCCUGACUCCGGAACUUUCAAGGUACGACAGUGGCAUUGUCAUCGACACUCAGUUUCAUGGGAAUUUUAACAAAAUAGGAAGCGAAGAUAGGACUCCGUUCAGAAGAUCAGGCAAAUUGGUCCAGGUGGAAUGGACUCAGGACGGGCUUCCAGGAUUCUGGGCAUUGGGGUGGCACAAGGUACCAUGUAGAGUUGAGUCGGCCUGCCUCCUUGGCAGUCAUGGCCAGUGCAGCGUCCGCACCGGCGCCCCAAUCCCCGUUCUCUGUUUACUGCCUUUGAACAGCCCUCCUUCCCCGUGCUCUGGGUCACAAUCUUGUCUGUACUGGAUUGCCCGGUCUGACCUCGCAGGAAGCCAGGGGACGAGCUUAAAGAACAACCAAACUCUGCCAGGGGUGGGGGUGGGGUGUCAGGAAUGGCUCAGGCCCAGUAGACUCAGCACUUCCCCCCUCACCCGUUCAUGUGUUCCGAGGCAGUCUGGGUUCCCUGGGGGCAGGAGAGAACUGGGCAGAGAAUGCAGCGUAUCUGGCCAGGGUCUGGUCUGGGUACCAGGCAGGGGGCAGCCAGCUCUCUUUGGGGGGCCUCUGCCCAGGUUGGCCUCUUGAUUUUCUUCUGUGUUGGCUUUUGACUUUGGACUGGACUCUCCCUGGGGCCAUGUCCUGCACAGGGAUCUGUUCAGCCAGCUGGUGAGGGAAGUAGGGGGCCUUCACUCCCAGGCCAGGCCCUAGAGCUAUUCUUGCUGGGCAGCUGUCCACUUUCAGGGCACCCAGCAAGACUACGCAGAGGUCAAGGAUGCUGGUCCCCACCACUGUCAUUUCCUCCAUUAGCCACAGCCCCUUCACUUACUCUCUGGUCUACUGCUCACCAUGUGGACAGCUUUGCCACCCCUGGUGUUGAGCUUGGAAACAGGGAAGAAAGCAGGAGGCCUUUUGCAGGCCAUAGGCCGAGGCAGAGCCCAUGCUUGACCACAUCUGUCCCCACUCACUGGCCCUCUUCUGGGAGGGAGAAGCUGCUCUGUUACUCAUUCUGUCAUUCCCCAUUUUCCCAGUCCAGGCUGCACAGCUCCACCUUCCCCCUUUUCACAGUGAGAAAAGGAUAAGUUGCAAGGAAAGUAUUUUUAUGGAUCAUAAAUGUAUUUUAAAGUGACUAAGGAGAAGAAAGGUAGAAGGCUUUAUUUUAUUAAAUGAGCUCUCUGACUUUGUGACAGUGUGUGAGCAUUUGUAAUAUGAAGGUCUCGAUUUCCUUCGAGAAGCCCCUGAGGUUUCCACACGUGGGUGCCAGGCUAUAGGUGUGUGCGUCUGUACCAGGGCACAUUUCCUGUGUCCUUGUACAUGCGUGUUUGUGUGUCAUGUAUGGGCACGUUGUGGGACUGACUGGGGCAAUUUCUAGAGAAUCACCUGUGUGCUACUAACAGAUGUUGGCAGCAGCCGGACUUGGCAUUUCCUUGCUCAUGGCCAGAUGUGGCCAGCCUCUGCCCAUGCCCGGAGCUCUGCAGAAUGAUCCAGAUGCCUGUCACAAGGCCCUUGGGGAGGCCACUUCCCACAUCCCUGGCCCAGCUGGCCACAUUGGCCAAAGAGCCAGGGCUGGAGUCUGGGACUUUUGGUUGUUCUUUAAGGCACUUCCUGCCACCUUGUCCCUCAGACACACAAAACACUCUGUGCUCCGCAAACGACUCGGGGUGGGGGGAUGAUAUGAAUGUCACAGGAGGCGACACCUUCUGUCCUUGUUUCAAAGAAAGUGAUGUGCCAUUUGUUAAUAUACAAGAGAAAUAUUGAAAAUAUAUUGAAAAGAGCAAUUUUAAA
Neogale vison (American mink) is the source of this 7937-nucleotide messenger RNA. RefSeq names its product jade family PHD finger 2 (gene JADE2). The record is from RefSeq and is a predicted model, not a curated record. The transcript is spliced from 13 exons. The coding region runs from base 1895 to 4375 and encodes 826 amino acids. Gene Ontology annotation, biological process: regulation of transcription by RNA polymerase II. Gene Ontology annotation, cellular component: histone acetyltransferase complex. Lineage: Eukaryota; Metazoa; Chordata; Mammalia; Carnivora; Mustelidae.